UUGCGAAUUCGUCGCGCAGUCUUAGAAGCUACAUUGCGAUCACGAACCGAUUUUCAUACCGCAUUCACUGAAUUCGAAGAUUGGCUGGGUAGAAUUGCUGAAAGUUUGAGUGAACUCGAAACAUUGACAGCCAAUACGCAAUCGUUGAAGGAUACCACAAAACGACGAGAAUGGAUUCAGAAACAGAAGGAGCUGGAGGCUGAACUGGACGCGCAUGAACCCGUAUUAAGAUCUGUGGAAGAGAUGGGACGAAAGCUUGGAGCUGGAUUAGAUUCGGGAAAGGAGCGGUCGGAGAUUCAAAAUCGCUUAGAAAUAGUGUCACAGCGGUGGAUAGAUGUGAGGAGCAUCGAGAAUUCCGUGAGAAAGCGAUUAACAGAAGCCGAACAAGAAUGGGAAAAACUUACCAACACUCUUUCCUCCCUUAUCGGCUGGAUCGAGGACAAAAGCAAAGAGAUGCUUGCCCAACAACCAGUUGGAGGUAGUCUCUCGACAGUUAUGGCUCAAGGAGCUUGGAUGAAAAAUGUGGAAAAAGAAAUGGAAGUG
This is a messenger RNA of Strongylus vulgaris, 543 nucleotides long. The record is from the annotation of a GenBank genome assembly. Lineage: Eukaryota; Metazoa; Nematoda; Chromadorea; Rhabditida; Strongylidae.